AUACAAGAUAAGAUAGGUUGUUUUGCUGGCGACACUGCAAGAAUACAGACGGAAUCGCCGAUAUGUGUCAACUCGCAGUCUUCGUUUUAUCAGUAUGUGCGCUCUCAGCUGUAAAAUCCAGCAGCGGCAUUACAUCCUCUAAUUUGAUAAGAUGUCGGCUAUGUAAUAGAGCUAGAACCCUUUCAGACUGUAACAAACUUGUCGCAUGUGAUAGUACUUUGGAGUACUGUUACAUGGACGAGCUGUAUACAGAUCAGCGUACUGUAGUAUACGAAGGUGGCUGCAGGUCGAAAGACGUAUGUUCCCAGUCAGGAAGAAAGAGGAGAGCCGAUCAAGUAACUUGCUCAAGGUGUUGUGAUUUUGAAGUGGACUGCAACAAACGUCUUUGUGGCAUAAAAGAUGAUACUAUAAUCGCGUCUCAAUGUUAUUCUUGCGAUCACAGACUUCCGAGCAAAUCUGAAGUGAAGGACCCAAGAAAUGUGUCACAUUAG
Molecule: messenger RNA, 491 nt
Organism: Mercenaria mercenaria
Lineage: Eukaryota; Metazoa; Mollusca; Bivalvia; Venerida; Veneridae
Exons: 8
Coding region: 63-491 (142 amino acids)
Source: RefSeq, a predicted model, not a curated record